Molecule: messenger RNA, 2299 nt
Organism: Cricetulus griseus (Chinese hamster)
Lineage: Eukaryota; Metazoa; Chordata; Mammalia; Rodentia; Cricetidae
Source: RefSeq, a predicted model, not a curated record
UGAUCCUGUAGUUGAACUUGCAUUUCCCUAGUGGUUUACGAUGCUGGGCAUCCUUUCAUGUGCUUAUUGGCUGUUUGUAGAAAGUAUGGAGAAAUGUCUGCUUAAAUCCCCCAUUUCACUUCCCUUUUUUGGGACUGGUUUUAUUGUCGAUGUUGAAUGGUUGGGGUUCUACUAUUUUAAAUAUUAAUCCCACAUGACAUACAAAUACAAGUAAUCUCUCCCUUUUCAUGGGUUGAAGGUAUAUUAUGCUUUUAAUCUCUAUACAUUAAUUGAUGAAACUAAGGCUCAGAGGGUAAUUAACUGGCUCAAGCUGGGUCACAGAGCUGGGCCACAGAGCUAUAAAAGAAGUGGCUUUAAUGAAAUCUUCUGUACAGUGGAAACUGGAAGGAGAGAGGUUAAUCUGUUCACUUCUCCAAGAAAUUGUUACUUGGUUCAUUAUUGUAGCAACAACAAAAACAACAAAACAACCACCACCCAGGCAAAAGCAACUUAAGGAAGCAUUUAUCUGGGCUUCCAAUUUCAGAACAUAUAGUCUGUCAGAACAGGGAAUGCUUGGCAGAAGGAGCAGGAGGCAGCUGUUGCACUGUGUUCCGUCAGGAAGCAGAGAGCAAGGCUGCAUUUACUCAGCGCUUCCUAUGUCCUGUGGGAAGUACUGCCCACAUUUAAGGGGGCUCUCCUUCCCUUAAUUAAUCACAUUUAGACAAUCCCUGGAAGACAUGCCCAGAGAUUUGGUUUCAUGGUUUUCUGAAUCCCAUUGAGCUGAUGAUAGGCAACACCAACGGUCACAGCUCUGAUGGCCUGGGUACUGGUGUGGCACAGGUUUGGUAUCUGAGAACUUAGAGGAAGGAAAGAGGAGAGGAGCUUGUUCUUGUCAGUUCCCUGUUCUUGUCAGACCAUGCUAGGACUCCGAAACUCUGACACAGCUGCUCUGGGAAAUUGGGUGACUCCCUCCACCUUUCUUGACUGCAGCUUCCUCAUCAGUACACAGGCUGGUUCAGUGCACUGCCUUCCUGAUAGCCACUUAAUUCAAGUGCCAUUUCCUGGGGCUAGGGGAUCGCUCCUAUGAAUUCCUAGAAUUGGUCCCCCUUCUUCCCUUGGGCACGAGACACAUAUGGACUCUCCAAACACACUCUACCCCUCACCGUCCUAGAGUUGACUCCUCUCUUCAUCCCAGGCUCCUGAGGUCCAAGGCACAGUAACCAUUCUGAAAUGUUGGAAGGUUCUCUACUGUGACCAUACAGUGAUUCAGUGGCUGCUGCAGGGUAGAUAGACAGAAGACUAGCACUUAUAUCCCAAGGCUCAGGACAUCCCUAGCUUCCAGAACAGAAUGAUCAUGAAGGGCCAUGCAGGUUAGGAACUGGUCCAUCCUUUGGGAAGAAGCUUUCCCCACAAGACUCCACCCACCUAUCCAGACAAGCUCACAUCAGUACUCCAAACUACUGAAAUCCAGAAUCUCGGACCAGUGUUAAAGUUUCUGAGGUCUUUGAUACUUGGAGAACCUGGCAGAAGCUGUCUCUUCUAUGCACCCACACUCUCACAGCAGCACCUGUUUGAACACAAAGGUGAUGGAUCAGAAAUGGCAACAGAGAGGAGGGCUAAGACUGGGAGUCUGUCUGGACACAGGGAUGGGGUACCAAGGUCACAGAAAAGGACUGACUGCCAUGCCUCAUCCUGGUUCUUCCUGCUUGGCACUCUGCCUGGUAAAUAUUUUCCCUGCCCCAACACUUCCACUUCUUCAGAUUCAGAAAUACCUACUGUGCUCAGUGAUUGCCACAUGGGCCAGGUUGGGAAACAGAGGCUGUGGCAACCCUGGAAGGGAAGAGUGCUGUCUCCAUAGCCUGAGGCUUCGGGCAACUGGCCAAGUUUUCCGCUAUAAAAGCAGCUGACACUUUAUCUUCACAUGCCUUCUCUCAGCUCCGUCUCAGGGACAUCAGGUGCGCAAAUCUUUAGCUACAAUGCCUUCUGAACUAGAGACAGCCUUGGAAAACAUAGUUACCGUCUACCACCGGUAUUCCGAGAUGAAAGGGAAUCACCAUGCCCUCUACAGGGAUGAUUUGCAGAAACUGGUCACAACUGAGUGUCCUCAGUACAUGCAGAAGAAGAAUGCUGAAGCCUUGUUCAAAGAGUUGGACAUCAAUCAGGACAACGCAGUUAACUUCGAGGAGUUCCUUGUGUUGAUGAUAAAGAUCGGUGUGGAAGCCCAUAAAGAAAGCCACAAGGAGUGAGCUUCUGCUGAGCUUCUGGCCUGGGGCUGGGCCCAUAGACAAUGUCUACAGAAUAAUAAAGUUGUCAUACCUCA